CUUUAAAAGCCCCAUCUGAAGAUGCUCCGUAUCCACUGAGCGAGACCGGCGUACUGGUGUGGGUCUUGUGCGCAACUUUUCCACUCUGGUUUGAAAUUUACAACUUUACCAAAAACACAGAGCAGCAGAUUUUUUUUAAAGAAGUAAUUUUACCUUCUUUUGGACUUCAUCGACCAAUGUGGCUCCUUGGAUCAACUUCCCAAGUGAUGAUGAUGAUGGAUGAGCGCCUGUCUCCUUCCGCACGCUCCGUCCAGAGCCCGGGGGACAACCCGUCCACAGUCCACAGCAUAGAGGCGAUACUGGGAUUUAAAGAGGACACCAUCUUCCACAAGUCGGCCUGCUACAGUAUGACAGAGAAGCUCCUGGUCAAAGAUGCGGAGCGGAAUGUAAUUGUGACCCCGCUGAAGAAAAGUCACUCCUCAGAAAGUUUUGACAGUGUGUGUUGUGCCAGCGGCGCCGCUGACGCCUCGGUGUGCCCGGACUCACCCGACAGAGACGGCAAACUGUCCGAUGAUGAAAACCCCAAAAAGAAACACCGUCGGAACCGGACAACAUUUACCACCUUCCAGCUUCACGAACUGGAGAGAGCUUUCGAGAAGUCCCAUUACCCGGACGUGUACAGCAGGGAGGAGCUGGCGCUUAAGGUCAACCUGCCGGAGGUCCGAGUCCAGGUGUGGUUUCAAAACCGGCGGGCCAAGUGGCGCCGCCAAGAGAAGCUGGAGGUGAGCUCCAUCAAGCUCCAGGACACCUCCUCCUCCUUGCUCUCCUUCAGCCGCUCUCCUACCAGCUCCCUGAGCACCAGCCUGCAGCUGGACCCCUGGCUCUCCACCCCGAUCACCACCUCCACCUCCCUGCAGUCCCUCCCAGGCUUCAUCACGGGCUCACAAGGCCUCCCAGGCACUUACACCCCCUCUCCUCCCCCUUCCAUGCCCUCUUCCUUGCCGGCCUCCUUCCUCAACUCCCCUGCCCUGGGACACAGUCCUCACCUGCCCCACAUGGUCUCCAUGUGCCCCCCGCCCCCGGCGUACCACUGCUCAGCUGAUCCAAGGAACUCCAGUAUUGCCUCACUGAGGAUGAAGGCCAAGGAACAUAUUCAGUCUAUUGGGAAGACGUGGUGAUGCUGAGUAGAGGUUAAAAAUGGACAUUGAAACCCAGAAUGCAUUGUGCUGCAUCUUUCGAGGAGGUGACGUCAUCCUCAUGCUGACAGGACUGUUUGGAAGUUUUAAAGAGUGAAAUCUACAGUUGACAUCCAGGAUUAGAGACAUCCUCUUCACUUAAAAGGGUAACACUUCUCCCUAUUUAGCAUUCAUACGCAGUCAAUGUUUAAUAAAUGGAUCAUGGUAAACUAUAAUUAAGUAUAAGCAGAUAUAAGUGUUUAUUAAUGUAUUUAUCCUCCUAUGGGCACCCAUAAGACAACACAGAAAACAUGGUUCUAUUAACAUAAAAUACAUCUUCAUCUGAGAAUUGCUGACAAAUACUGUACAUUAAUAAACACUUUAAAUAUCUUUGUAGCCACUUAUCACUAAGCUAUAAUGUUAUAAACUAUUUAUUAAAUGUUUGCACUGUUUAUAAAUGCUAAACAGGGGGACUUAAAGUUAAGUGUCAUCAAGCAACUAACUGAAAAUCUAUGAAACUAACUGUGACCUUCCUGUAAAAUCCAAAACUAAUGAACACCACACAUCUGUUUUUUUUCUCUUCUACUUUAUCUUCCCUGCAGUCCAUGUUUACUGUAAAGUUUUACAAUCAUUCAGUCCCACCUCAUUCUUAUCCGGUGUUAUGCUGCCAAUAUAACAAGUUCAUUAGUAUUCAUCAGUAUUUAUUCUACUUUUGUACAUGGAGCUACUCCUCGUUUUCAUCCUUCCUUCGCUGCUUUUUGAUCUGCAUCAUGAAAGAUUUAACGAAUGUGAAUAUUUUGUCUACACAAUAAACUUUAUAUGUAAAAAUUCAUAAACAAAAUCGUGGCUAAUCAUGUUUUCCCAAAUGAUUUAUGGCAUUUUAGACUUGGAGAUUUGUCAGAAAUGUCUGACUGGGUGGAAAUAAUGAGUGUUCAUCAGGAGUGACAGCGACGCAAAGGUAAUAUGUAACAGAAUAGCAUCCAUGACCCGCAGUUGAUCUGCCAAUAUCACAUUUAUGUCAGAAUAUUGAAAGCGUCAUUAAUCAAACUGCAGAGUGGAAGUACAGGGAAGCUCAGUACACUCCAGUUGGGAAAAAUUGGAUACAGCUCCCCUUGGUGGUGGACUCCACUGUGUUUAUAAGGUUGGGAACAAUAAGCAAUAAAACAUGACACUAAAUGCAAAGUGUUGAAGGGGAGCUAUUUCAUUAUGUCAUUUCAUACUGGAGUUAAUUUGCAAAUGCUGUCUAAAAUACCCUAAGGGCCCCACAUCAUACUGUAAAUGCAACUUUGGAUCAAAUAAAUCCAUUUAACCUCUUUAUGGUAUCAAGUUUCACACCACUUUACCAUUUAAUCAUUUCAUGUAAACACAAGAAUGGAGGGUGUGAUAAAGAAGCAGCUUAAUCUCCCAGACUUCCUCCCACUUAUUUCCUCCUCAUUAACUCCUGUAAACUUUAUCCCAUUCGCUCCUGGGAUUAGACUCAUAAUGACGGGGUGAAAGUGGCUCAUACCUCUAUUGUUCGCCAAUCAUCCGUGACAAAUGAGCGAAGAGGACAGAAGAAAAAACUUUCCUUUGGCUUAAAAAAAGGAUGUGUGUAACUAAAUUGUUUCAAUUAGCAUUUCCUAUUGUCUGCAGCCCCUGAGGGCUAAUAAUAGUCCCCGUCAUCAUCUAUCCUAACUGUCCUAAAGACACACUGGGGUGUGUUUGUGCUUGUUCUAAUGAGGACAAAAAAGACAGUAUCACAGCUGACUGAAUGGACCAUAAACUGGUUUUGUCAUCUGUAAUUAUGAUCAUGUUAACUCUUAAUGCUUCACCUUAUUGGUAAGUUACUACAAAUUUAACUACAGGUGCUCUCAACAUGGACGUUGUGUGCCAUCUAGUGGUACAAACCUGUUACUGUACAGAGGGAGUGAGCUUCAUGAGCAUUA
Messenger RNA from Epinephelus fuscoguttatus (brown-marbled grouper), 3040 nucleotides. It is a transcript of the gene rax, whose product is annotated as retinal homeobox gene 3. Gene Ontology annotation, molecular function: RNA polymerase II cis-regulatory region sequence-specific DNA binding; DNA-binding transcription factor activity, RNA polymerase II-specific. The transcript is spliced from 3 exons. The coding region runs from base 177 to 1118 and encodes 313 amino acids. The record is from RefSeq and is a predicted model, not a curated record. Gene Ontology annotation, biological process: positive regulation of transcription by RNA polymerase II. Lineage: Eukaryota; Metazoa; Chordata; Actinopteri; Perciformes; Serranidae.